Molecule: messenger RNA, 675 nt
Organism: Felis catus (domestic cat)
Lineage: Eukaryota; Metazoa; Chordata; Mammalia; Carnivora; Felidae
Product: protein GUCD1-like
Exons: 1
Coding region: 1-675 (224 amino acids)
Source: RefSeq, a predicted model, not a curated record
AUGAGGGCGGAGGCAGAGGGGACGCCGCUGGCACCCGGAGACUUUGUGCGGCUGUCCGUGCCCAUCAUCCAGCAGCUCUACCCCUGGGACUGCGGCCUGGCCUGCUCCAAGAUGGUGCUGCGGUGCCUGGGCCAGCUGGGCGACAGUGAGUUCGAGAGCGCCCUGCAGGAGCCGCGACUAACCGGGGGCAUCUGGACUACUGACCUGGCCUACCUAAUGCGCCACUGUGGCGUGAGGCACCGUUUCGGCACGCAGACCCUGGGCGUUGACAAGGGCUACAAGAACCAGUCCUUCUACAGGAAGCACUUUGACACAGAGGAGACCCGGGUGAACCAGGUGUUUGCACAAGCCAAGGCCUGCAAGGUGUCUGUGGAAAAAUGCACAGUGAGCGUGCAGGAUAUCCAGGAGCACCUGGCACAGGGUCACGUGGCCAUCGUGCUGGUGAACUCUGGGGUGUUGCACUGCGACCUCGGCUCCGGUCCUGUUGCGUACCGCUGCUUCGCCCCCAGCGGCCGCCGCUGCUUCUGCCGGACCCCUGACCACCAGGGCCGCUUCGCUGUGCUGCCUGGCUGCAACCGGGCCACUGGCUGCAUCUUCUACAACAACCCAGCCUGUGCUGACCAAAUGUGCGGCACCAGCAUCAGUAACUUUGAGGAAGCCACUUAUGGCACAUAA